This is a messenger RNA of Anopheles merus, 732 nucleotides long. RefSeq names its product glutathione S-transferase 1-like. Gene Ontology annotation, biological process: glutathione metabolic process. The transcript has 3 exons. Gene Ontology annotation, molecular function: glutathione transferase activity. The coding region runs from base 1 to 675 and encodes 224 amino acids. The record is from RefSeq and is a predicted model, not a curated record. NCBI's taxonomy places the organism in Eukaryota, Metazoa, Arthropoda, Insecta, Diptera, Culicidae.
AUGCCGAAACCUGUGCUAUACACGGUUCAUCUGAGCCCACCGUGCCGUGCCGUGGAGCUGACGGCAAAAGCGCUUGGAUUGGAGUUAGAGCGCAAGCUUGUGAACUUACUUGCUGGGGAAAAUUUGACACCUGAAUUCUUGAAGCUCAAUCCUAAGCAUACGAUCCCCGUGCUGGACGAUAAUGGGACGAUCAUCAGCGAAAGCCACGCGAUCAUGAUCUAUCUCGUGCGUAAGUACGGCCAGGGCGAUGGGAAGGAUGCGCUGUACCCAACGGACAUUGUCGAGCAGGCUCGGGUCAAUGAGGCACUGCACUUCGAGUCCGGUGUGCUGUUUGCACGGUUGCGAUUCAUUACCGAGUUGGCAAUUUUUGGACGCAAACCAGAAAUUCCGGAAGAUCGCAUCGAGUACGUCCGGAAGGCGUACCGGUUGCUGGAAGACUCGCUGCAGAGCGAUUACGUAGCUGGCUCACGUAUGACGAUCGCUGACCUGAGCUGCAUUUCCUCGGUCGCCUCUAUGGUGGGCUUUAUCCCGAUGGAAAGAUCCGAGUUCCCGCGAGUGCACGGGUGGAUGAUGCGGCUGAAGCAGUUGCCGUACUAUGAGGAGAUCAACGGUGCCGGUGCCACAGAGCUGGCCGAGUUCAUUGUGAAUAUGUUGGCGAAGAAUGCAAAACUGUAACAGGUUCAAGCUAUUGGCGGUUGUUAACUAGUCAAAUAAAGUGUAGUAUUUAAAGCA